This is a messenger RNA of Brienomyrus brachyistius, 1992 nucleotides long. RefSeq names its product erythroblast NAD(P)(+)--arginine ADP-ribosyltransferase-like. The record is from RefSeq and is a predicted model, not a curated record. NCBI's taxonomy places the organism in Eukaryota, Metazoa, Chordata, Actinopteri, Osteoglossiformes, Mormyridae. The transcript is spliced from 5 exons. Gene Ontology annotation, molecular function: NAD+-protein-arginine ADP-ribosyltransferase activity; NAD+ poly-ADP-ribosyltransferase activity. The coding region runs from base 492 to 1361 and encodes 289 amino acids.
GACAGGAUUUCCAUGCGUCUGUAGUCUCUGUGCGGGGUGUCAUUUUCAUGCGCCCGUAGCCUGAGUCCAGUUACCCCUGACACUGCAGUCUCCACUGUGUAUUCUCAUUUUCUAUGGUUUUCUGACAUGGCAGCAUGAAACACAUCAAAAAUGCUCACAGGGGACUGACGAUUCAGGACAGAACAGCUGCAAAAGAAACAUUUUUUCCUCGAGCCACAACAAGCAGUCGCUGAAAUCUGGACUUGAACUGCAGCCAGAACUGCUCUGGAGUCCCUGGAAGGAAGAAAGCAGGAAGGAAGGGCGUGGGCCUCCGGGCACAAACCAGGGCUGAGAGUGGGCCAGGCUCCGCUGAGCACCAUUAAUGCUACAGGGACCCCCCCAUGAGGUGCGGAAACUCCCCUUCAUCUACAGAAAACGGUAAUCAGAAGAGUUUCUGUGGAGACAAAACAGCUUCAAUAAGCGCCAAGCAGCUCUUCUGAGAGUGCGUAACGAUGACGACCCAGGCAGCUGGCCUCCUCGUCCUGUUCACAUUCCUUAUCGUCGCUGCUGUGGCACACGCAAAGACGAUGGACAUGUCCUGUAUGGCAGUAGAUGACCAGUUUGUCGGCUGCGAGCACCACAUGAUGCAGGAAGUGAUGGAUCCCCAGGGUUUGCUGGUGAAGGAGCUGAAGGAAAGCAAAGGAUUUAAGGAAGAAUGGAAAAGUAUCACACACGGCAAGGGCAACCUCACCCAGCAGCAUGUCCAGGCGCUGGAGGCCUACAGCAGUGACACAAAAUUCAGGAGAAUGUUCAAUGAGGCCGUGGAGCGGCAGGGCUUGAACAUCAGCACCUACCACCGCAACUUCACAUACAAGUCUCUCCACUUCUUACUGACAGACACGCUGCGCAUACUCAGGCAGGGAUGCCACAUGGUUUACCGAGGCUCGGAGACAAAGUAUCAUGCCAAAGUGGGAUCAGAAGUGCGGUUUGGAAGAUUCACCGCUGUCGUGACCAAAAAAUCUGAAGCUGAAGAAUCAGGUAUUGAUGGCACCGUCUUCGUCAUCAAUUCUUGCUCUGCUGUGAAAAUCGAGGACUAUGUCCGCAAAACCAGUGAGAUUAGCUGGCUAGUUGCUCCGUUUGAGCAGUUCAACGUCACGCGUGUGAGGGACACCGAUGACCACACGGAAAUCACCCUGGAUCAUCAGUCAUUUCAUAGCUUUCACAACUGUUCCAUGUUCAGCUUGGCCAUCUCUCGCCCCCCCCCCAGGGACUUCCCUCCCCGCAGGGACCACAAUUCUUCUGGAAGCGCCGUGACCUUCAGUGCUCCGCUGACAUUGUGCCUCUGUGCAUCACUGUGGGUGCCAACCAAGCUCUUCGUCUGAGGCGAUGGCAGUGCGUGAAGAUUGGCCCAUUUAUUGAACAGAAACAAAAUGAUUCUUUAUAAUAAACAUCCAACGUUUGUAUCUAUGAAUUAGAUUGAAUCUCGAUAAAUGUGACCCUCACCUGACAUUAGUUAGUUUAAUGCAUGCAUAAGCCAGAAUAACCUGCGUAAAGCACGAUCUGCAUGCCCCCCCCCACCGUGCUUGUAAAUGCUGCCACUCAGUUCUGCGGGUGAGUCUGAUUCGCUGCUGUAUCUGCGCAUGCUUUAUAUUCAACUGAGCCACGAUCUGGGACCUGUAUCACAAAGCUGAAUUUCUUAUUUAGCCAAACAUUUAAGGUACCCCAGUAUAAAUGGACUCUAUCUUUGUUUGGUUACAUUUAGCCCAGACUACCUUAAAUGCAACAAGUUAUCUGGUUAUCUUUUUUAAGCAAGAUAUCUUGCUUUAUGAUACAGGACUUUCAUCUGUACCUUUAAAUAUUACACAGCUUGCUUUGUAAAGCAGCAUACCAACCUCUGACUAAUUCUCUUGUGUUACUGGAUUGCAAGGCUUGUAUUUAAUCCUUUGAUUUCACCUUAUCUAACUACUGAAAUUCAUACUGGAAAAUAAAGAAAAUUAAAGAAGUGACACCGUU